CGGUAUCGAUGGCGCCAACAGAUGCAGACUAGUGGAGUACGUAACAAUUAAGUUUUUCGCAAAGCAUCAAGCCUCGUCUUGGCUCAACAAAGCCCACCAUCAUAUAUGACUUAUGCUAGAUCUUUCUUGCCAGAAUGCGACCAGGCAGCCAGAUACACAAUAAUGUUGUGCUACAUGCAUUAUCACAGUCAAUCUCAUGCAACACUCGCAAUUGCCUUGCUGAAAGAGUUCAAGAAAGGAAUCGAUGUUCGGUCUUCAGCAGAGGCUGAGCAACUCUUUCGUGCGUCGUGGCCUGUCUCACUACAAAGCAUGCAGCUCUGGAAAAAUCGUCAUUUUCUCUUUUCAUCGCAUAUUUCAGGAGCCUCCAGACACCUCUUUGACAGCGAUCUGCCACCUCCUUUGUUUGUUUCACCCAGCUCCGAAUCCUGCAGCUCGUUUUUUUAUGAUCCCUGCUCGUUUUGCUUCUGGUGCUUCUGGCGCGGCCAGCACGAGCGGGUACGACUACAAGAGUCAGGAUGGCACGACAGAAACCGACGACGUGAAGAGCAGGUGUGCAGGGACAUAAUCCGAGUCAGGCUUGACUGCGUUCUAAAUGACGCGAGCUAUUCCGCCGUCGCAGAUUCUAUGCGCGUACUAUGUACGGCUGCGCAAGCUGGUAAGUGGGACUGGGGCGUGGCUAUUUUGACGCGGUCCUGCCGCGCCUGCCGCGGUCGUGACGCGGCUGUGACGCGGCGUGACGCGCAAUUGACGCGACCUGACGCACCAUUGACGCGGCACUAAUGCAACAAAUGACGAACGAACCUUGACGCGGCCGAGUGAAGUUGGUCACCUGGGCCAGAUUUGGGACGUUGAGAGUUGGAUGGACGAUCUGGACCACGACGUUGAAUUGCUCGAGGACUAGGACUUCGCGCAGGUCGGCGUGGGUUAGAUUUUGAGCCUUGGGGAAGAUCGAAUAGCUCCUGUGAAUGGUGUCUCAUGGGUCGAGGGAGGGAUGAAGCAUUCGAGGCGGAGAGUGCAGCAGCACCAGUUCUAUGUGUGAUGGGACCCGUUGGUGGAGAGGCUGGAAGAAAGGCUAUUAGAUUACCUGUGCGGUCAUAGCAGGGAAUGAGGUUCCCAAUGCCCGGCGCAGAAUAGUCUUGAUUGCCUAUG
This is a messenger RNA of Suillus clintonianus, 1149 nucleotides long. RefSeq lists its product as uncharacterized. Lineage: Eukaryota; Fungi; Basidiomycota; Agaricomycetes; Boletales; Suillaceae. The record is from RefSeq and is a predicted model, not a curated record. The transcript is spliced from 2 exons. Bases 106 to 780 code for a protein of 224 amino acids.